Molecule: messenger RNA, 451 nt
Organism: Ilex paraguariensis (yerba mate)
Lineage: Eukaryota; Viridiplantae; Streptophyta; Magnoliopsida; Aquifoliales; Aquifoliaceae
Source: the annotation of a GenBank genome assembly
CGAUGAGAAGGAAUAAGAAGAAGAGAACUGCUCGUAUGCGUUGCAACUGGCGAACUCGUUAGCGCUGCCCAUGGUGUUGCACGCAGCCAACCAGCUCGACGUGCUGAGAUCAUUGCAGGAGCAGGCUCAGGUGCCCAACUCUCUGCUUCAGAGAUCGCUUCCAGCAUGCCUGCAGCAGCUAAGAAUCCCGACGCACCGCUCAUGCUGGAUCGGAUGCUUCGACUCCUAGCCACCCAUUCUCUGCUCACUUUCUCCGUCGUUGAUGGCGGUGCUCAUAGGCUGUACGGACUGGCUCUUGUCGCCAAAUACUUUGUUCGUAAACAAGACGGAGUAUCAUUCGCUCCCUUGAUGGCCUUGCUUCAAGACAAAGUCUUCAUGGACAGCUGGAGUGGAACAUGCUGGGGGAGAUAUGUUUGAAAGCGUUCCAAAAGGAGAUGCCAUAUUUAUGAAG